GCCCUUGGGGCUUAUCUAUUGAUACCACGACGAGGCCAGCGACCAGUGCUCUUGGUCCUUGGAGAUUCAUGGUGGCCGCUCGCAUGACGCCUUCUUCUUCCUCCUCUUUCGCUUGGCCGCGGUCCUUCCUGUUUCACUACCCUCAGACGCAUGAGCCUUCAUCUAGGAACUUUCCGUUGGCCUCUUCUUUGAAGAGGCUCUCGCUCGACGUAAGGAAUAGCCGAAGACUGGUGACUGCCGGAGCCAAGAAGAAGAAGAACAAGAUCGAUUCCCAUAGCUUCUACGCGAGUCCAGAAGAGGCCACCGGGCCCUUCCCUGAGGCUGUUCUGCUUAAAAAGAAAACUGUUACUGAGGAUGGCAGAGUUUUGCCUGAAUUUGCUGAUGUCGAAGAAGAAAAACUUUACGAGUUUUUGAGUCUUCAGCUAGAGAGCGACUUAAAUCUUGAAAGAAUGCGUCACUAUGAAGUGGUGUAUCUUAUCCAUGAAGACCAUGCUGAUGAGGUCGACAAUGUCAUUUCCAAAGUUCAAGAAUUUGUCAGGGAGAAGAAAGGCAGGAUUUGGAGACUGAAUAACUGGGGUCUUCGCCAACUCGCAUACAAAAUAAAGAAAGCAACGCAUGCCAAUUAUGUUCUAAUGAACUUCGAGAUUGAUGCAAAGUUCGUCAACGACUUCAAGAGCAUGCUGGAUAAGGACGAGAGGAUCAUUCGGCAUCUCGUUAUGAAACGCGAUGAAGCUGUCACAGAAGACUGCCCGCCCCCUCUGGAGUACCACACAUUGCGCUCACAGCAGGAAGAAGCCGAUGAUGAAGACGACGAUCUGGACAGUGAAGAUGACGAUUGGGACGACGACAUGGAGUUGGAAAUGGCUGGACAAGAUGACUUCGAUGUUGAAGCUGAUGACAACAUUAUAAUCAUCAACUCUGACGACAAGGAAGACGAUACAGAUGAUAGCGCUGGCACAAAGACAAUGUUGAAGACCAGUAAGGCAAUGAGGUAGCCUACUAAGCUUGCUAUAAUGCUUUACUCUGCUUAAUGGCUUCCACCUUUUGGGUAGUUUUGUAAUACCUGAAUUGUUUGAAUUGAUACGUAGAACAUUAAUGUAUUAUCUUCAGAGCUGCUUAAAAAUAUUUUUGUGGAGAACUCUCAUUUGUGAUGAGAUUUCUUU
Molecule: messenger RNA, 1163 nt
Organism: Zingiber officinale
Lineage: Eukaryota; Viridiplantae; Streptophyta; Magnoliopsida; Zingiberales; Zingiberaceae
Product: acidic leucine-rich nuclear phosphoprotein 32 family member B-like
Exons: 5
Coding region: 69-995 (308 amino acids)
Biological process (GO): translation
Cellular component (GO): cytosolic small ribosomal subunit; ribosome
Molecular function (GO): structural constituent of ribosome; small ribosomal subunit rRNA binding
Source: RefSeq, a predicted model, not a curated record